GAAACUGAAUUAAAUUCGAAUUUCAGAAAACUCGAUUAGGUUUCAUUCGAAUUGAGAGGGAAAUCAAUUAUCUUCAUUUGCUUUGGGAGGGAAAUCAAUUGUCUUAAGCAGCAUUGGAAGAAUCGAGAAGCAAGAGGCGCAGAAGUAUGGCGACUGACAAAGAAGAAGAUGAAGGGGAAAAGUUCACAAUUGAGGAGACAAACUUUUUGACUUCCGUCUACCUGAUCGUCUCCGAAGAGCAGACCAUCCUCGACAGCAGCCACGGAGUUUUCUGGUUUUGCCUCGGCAUCAAGUUCAGAGAGAUGAAGCCGGCGUGGGUCCCUGAUCGCGACUACGACCAGCUGCGCCACCACUGGGCCCGAGUGCACAAGGAUAUCUCCAAAUUUGGCGCCAUCGUUGCCGACUGUGAAAAGGUGUGGGGCCGGAGCCAUGGCGAGCUUUACGCUCACUAUCAGGCCAAGGAAGUUUUCUUCACCACUCAAAGAAGGAAGUUCGAGUUCGCCGAUGUCUGGGAGAUGCUCCGUAUCCACAACAAGUAUUGCUCCAACAGAACCAAAGUCGAGUAUUCUACCAGCGCUGCAAUCGAUGAAUCGAGAAGCAAAAGCUGUAGAAGUGUGGCGACUGAAGAAGAAGGGGAGAGUUUCACAAUUGAGGAGACGAAUUUUUUGGCAUGCGCCUACAUCCUCGUCUCGGAAGGAACAGUCGACCUCAGCAGCAGCAGCGAAGUUUUCUGGUUUUGCGUCGCCGAAAAGUUCAAAGAGCUGAAUGCUGCGGGGGUGCCUGAUCGUGAUUCCGACCAGCUGCGCAAGCACUGGGACCGGGUGUAUAAGGAUGUCUCCAAAUUUUCCGCCAUCUUUGCCAGCUGUCAAAACAAGUACCAACAGGCGAAGGAAGCUUUCUUCCGCAAUGAAGGAAGGAUGUUCGAGUACGAGGAUAUCUGGGAUUUUCUUUGGGACAGGAAGAAGCUUUGCUGCAGUUCCGAGGGGGCUUCUAGUGGCUCGAAGAGAAGCAAUGUGGAGGACUCAAUGGGUGAUGCUUCCUCUCCAGCGACGCCAAGGAGUCGAUCCAUGGGGACUAAAGCGGCCAAGAGGAAGGGGAAGGCGAGCAUUGCACCCGCCCAAGACCCUCAACUCACUGAGUACUCAAAGAUCGCGGAAGCGAUGCUGAUCAAGGAGUACUCGAGGAUGCUAGCGCGAGAUACGUAUAUGAGCAAAGAGAAUAGGAAAUUUCAUCAAGAGCUGCUUGAUUUUGUUAGAAGCAAAGUGAUUCGGAAGUAAUUUAAGGUUUUAAAUUAUGCAUGGUUCGUUUUUUAAUUUACUACUAGUAGAUUUUAAAUUAUGUAGUUUUCAAACUGUUUUCUCCACUAUUUUGUGAUUGUUGGGUUGACUGAGAACAGAAAUGUCAUGAGAAAACUAGCAACUUCACCAGAUUUGUUUCUUUUGUUUGACAGUCCCCUCAUAUGGAGUAAUGUUCAAAAUGUUGUUAUUGAUUUGAUUUUGCCUUAGUUAUUCA
Salvia hispanica is the source of this 1512-nucleotide messenger RNA. RefSeq lists its product as uncharacterized. The record is from RefSeq and is a predicted model, not a curated record. Lineage: Eukaryota; Viridiplantae; Streptophyta; Magnoliopsida; Lamiales; Lamiaceae.